Messenger RNA from Brassica oleracea var. oleracea, 1689 nucleotides. RefSeq lists its product as uncharacterized. The coding region runs from base 139 to 1494 and encodes 451 amino acids. The record is from RefSeq and is a predicted model, not a curated record. NCBI's taxonomy places the organism in Eukaryota, Viridiplantae, Streptophyta, Magnoliopsida, Brassicales, Brassicaceae. The transcript is spliced from 4 exons.
AUCAAUCAUUUAUAAAUAACCUUCAUAAUUUUAGCUAUUCCUGAUUCUCAGCCUUCUUCCUGGGAGGGAGAGAAAAGACAGAGUCUCUCGUCUAAUUUCUCGCACACAUUUAUAUUUUUAUUUUCCGAGCGAUCGUCCAUGACGGACAUCGACAUCGGAACCGCAGCAGAGAGAAACGACGACGGAGGAGGAAGACGAGAGCCGUUGAUUAACCGUGAAAAGAAGUUCAAGCGUUCUGUCUCGAACGUGCACGACGAACUCCAUAGUUUCAGGAAAUAUCUGAGAUGGAUGUGCGUGGACCAGUCGAGCCCUUGGACAGCGGUUCUCUCCUGGUCGAUGUUCGUCGUUUUCACGCUCGUGGUUCCGGCGAUGUCUCACUUCAUGCUCGCUUGCGCCAACUGCGAUAGCCAUCACUCGAGGCCGUACGAUUCUGGGGUUCAGCUUUCUCUCAGCAGCUUUGCUGCCCUUUCUUUUCUUUGUCUCUCAAGAUUUGUCAGCAAGUUUGGUCUCCGACGGUUCCUCUUCUUCGAUAAGCUUUGGGAUGAGAGCUCCACUGUUCGCCGAGGCUACACCAAUCAGCUCAAUAGAUCGCUUAAGAUUCUCUUCUACUUCGUCGCUCCUUGUUUCUUAGCAAUGAGCUCAUACAAGAUAUGGUGGUACGCUUCGGGAGCAUCUCAGAUUCCUUUCCUCGGUAACGUUAUCUUGAGUGAUACAGUCGCUUGUCUGAUGGAGCUCUGCUCGUGGCUCUACCGUACUACAGUGAUCUUCUUGGUUUGUGUCCUCUUCCGUCUCAUCUGCCAUCUCCAGAUCCUCAGGCUUCAAGACUUUGCUCAGGUUUUUCAAAUGGAUUCAGACGUUGGUUCUAUCUUGUCUGAACAUCUCCGCAUCAGACGUCACCUGAGAAUCAUCAGCCACCGUUACCGAAUCUUCAUAUUGUCGUCCUUGAUUCUUGUCACUGGAAGUCAGUUAUACUCGUUGCUUAUUACCACCAAGUCCCAUACUGGAUUAAAUGUCAACAGUGCUGGAGAACUCGCUCUAUGUUCAAUGACGCUGGUCACUGCGCUGCUCAUUCUACUACGAAGUGCCUCAAAGAUCACACACAAGGCUCAGGCGGUGACUUGCCUUGCUGCAAAGUGGCAUGUGUGCGCGACAAUAGAAUCAUUUGAGACGGUGGAUGGAGGGACUCCAAGGUUAGUUGAUAGAGCAAGCGGACACGGAUUCUAUUCAACAGAUGUGGAAAUUGGAGACACAGACGAUAGUGAAGAUUAUGGAGAGGAAGAAGAUGAUUUUGAUAACGAUGAUCUCAUUCCUGCUUAUGCUUAUAGCACCAUAUCAUUCCAAAAACGACAAGCUCUAGUGCAUUACUUUGAGAACAACAAAGCAGGAAUCACAGUGUUUGGGUUUACACUUGAUAGAAGUACUCUCCAUACAAUAUUUGGGAUCGAAAUGUCGCUUGUUCUCUGGCUUUUGGGUAAGACCAUUGGGAUCUCUUGAAUCAUUUUUUUUUGGAUCGUAAAGUCUCGAAGUUUUGGUUCUGGCUCCCUUGUUGGAUGAUAUUACUACAUGUAACAUGUAACAUUUCCUAAAAAAUUAAUCGUUGUAAAUCAUGUUGUAUGUUCAAUGUGUCGAUUUUGCAACAAUUUCAUAUGUUUAUCAAGAGAUCUUCAAGUAAAUAAGAUUGGUUUUACG